AUGUACACACACAAAGCAUUGAAAACAUUAAAAACAACAACAAUCCCCCCCCCCUCCUUUUUUCCUUUCACAAACAACAGAGCCAAAUGUCCGUUGGAGCGCUCAUUCUCUUUUAUAUUUUUCAAUCCUGCCACCUUCCCGUCUUGUUUUGAUGUUUUUGUUAUUUUUAAAUUGCGAAAUAUAAUUUUGUUUUAUCCGAUAAAGAGAGGAUUCACAACAACAGAAAAAAGCAGAGUAGGUAAUGGAUAUGGGGAUGGAUGCAAAUAAGUUCAAAAUUCCCGCGGAUAACCUUCUGUAUCCGCUGUAAAUAUUCGGAUACAGACACCAAAAUUCAUGUCCAU
Messenger RNA from Meloidogyne enterolobii, 341 nucleotides. NCBI's taxonomy places the organism in Eukaryota, Metazoa, Nematoda, Chromadorea, Rhabditida, Meloidogynidae. The record is from the annotation of a GenBank genome assembly.